Mya arenaria is the source of this 2659-nucleotide messenger RNA. RefSeq names its product monocarboxylate transporter 4-like. The coding region runs from base 339 to 2246 and encodes 635 amino acids. Gene Ontology annotation, biological process: monocarboxylic acid transport; transmembrane transport. Gene Ontology annotation, molecular function: monocarboxylic acid transmembrane transporter activity. The record is from RefSeq and is a predicted model, not a curated record. Lineage: Eukaryota; Metazoa; Mollusca; Bivalvia; Myida; Myidae. The transcript has 8 exons.
UGUGUUGACAAGAUUGCACUAAACAAAAGCAAAUUUACAUACUUAAUUAAAAGUCGUAUACCAUUACCGAAGUGUUUGUAGAUAUUUUCUUGAUUACGUUUUUAAAAGUGUUAAACACAUAAAUUUAACUACUAGAUUAAACAUUAGAUAGACAUGAGAGUCAUGUACUAAAUCUGCACUUAAUGAUCAUAAUGAUGUUCAUGUUGACAGCCAAUAAGUAAAAUUUAAGGCGUGAAAUAGAUAUUUCACAGUUAAAAUAGUGUUUUAUCAUGGAAUAAUUUGUUAAACAAAGUUAUCGAUAAAUUAAAAACCUGAACUUCCUGAGUGCGAUUAAUGGAAUGAUGGAGUUCAACACCCCACAGGUAAAGUCUACUGAUGAAAACAAUGAAAGUGAUACUAAACGUUUUAUAUAUACAGUAAAUGAAGAUGCUGAAAACUCGAAUGACGAUACUAAAUAUUCGACGUCUGAUACUAGAUCAGAAUGUCAGAAAGAUGAAUCUGGAGAAUAUGGUAAGACUCGUGACAAUGAUACAGCUGUGACUAAUGAAGCAGGAAGGAAAGAAGAUGUUCAGGAGAACUUGGUAAAUUCAAUAGAAUGCAGUGACUAUCGUGACGUUAGUGCAGGAAAGACAAAUGACGCUAACAGAUCAGAGGGUUUGAAUGAAAAUGAAGUAGAAAGUGAUGACAACUACCAUUAUGCAACAAUUGUAGAGACAACGAUUCUGGACGGAACCGAUGAAACUAUUGAUGACAAAGACCAUGAGGAAACUACUAAAGAGACCAAGGUUCUUGACGGAGGCUGGGGAUGGAUGAUUGUUCUUGGUGUAUUGCUACUUCGUACAGUUAUAGGAGGAAUUCAGCGGUCAUCCGGCCUUUUUUACGUGAAGUUUUUGGAACAGUUUGGAGGAACGGCGUCUAAGACAGCCUGGGUGACGUCAUUAUCUAUGACGUGUCGACUGCUUAUUGGCCCCCUGGCUAGCGUUUUAUGCAACCGAUUUUCAGUUCGUAAGCUUUCAUAUUUCGGUGGAGUGAUGUAUGUGAUCGGCAUCCAUAUAUCGGCUUAUGCAACCAGUCUGGUUUACAUGUAUUUCAGUUAUGGAGUUAUUUCAGGUAUAGGACGGGCCUUCCUGUUGACGCCUUGUGUAAUGCUAUUGGGCGAAUACUUUGACAAGAGGAGGAGCUUAGCAUUUGGUCUUGCCUCUGCUGGCUUCGGACUGGGCGGCUUUGCAAUCACUCCCACAGUUGAGCUCAUGUUCCAGCAGUACGGAUUUAGGGGAACUUACAUUCUUUUGAGUGGUGUGGCCUGUCAUAUAUUCAUUUGCAUAGGGUUAUUCAGGCCGGGCAAAUCUGUAGAUAUGACUAGGAAGAUCAAAUCACCAAAAGACGAAGAGCUAAAUGCACGUGACAAUGGACACCUUGCAUCACACGUGUCGUCAUCAGGAAGUGUUCAUUUAGCUAGAUCUCCAGACAAAAUUGGUGUUGCGUCUAAUAUUGAUUCUGCAGAAGCACCAAUGCUACAAAAGCAACCAACACGUUCUCAUAAGGCCAAUGCGUAUGCUUAUGAUAAAGAUGAGGACGAGUUUCAAGUUAAACAGAAAGUAAAUAACCCUAAGAAAAGGAAGAUUAUAUCUUUUUCAAUUUUAAAGGACGUCAGAUUUGUGACUUUAUGCAUUGCUCAGUUCAUUUUCACGCUUCCAACUGCCGGGCUUUUCUUGCCAGCUCUUGCCAAAAGUCGAGGGUUGACGGAUAUACAAGCCGCUUCUUUGUUGUCGAUUAUAGCAGGCUGUGAUACUGUCUUCAGAAUAUUGUCGGGUUUUGUGUUGGACCUGAAAGCUUUAAGGAAAAUGCGACCCUAUAUAUUUAACGCUGUAACGUAUGCACAAUGUAUUCCUCUAUUUGUGAUGCCGUCCUUAAAGAAUUUUGAGGAAUAUGCAGUUGUUUGUACUGUUCACGGAGCUUUGAUGGGUAUAAAGCAAGCCCAGCGAUCUGUGAUACUGGUGGACAUUCUUGGAUUCAACAAGCUCGCUAGCUCCUUUUCAUUCAUGUUGAUGGCCCAAGGCCUGGGUACAUUGAUAGGACCGCCACUUAAUGGUUACUUAAAGGAUAAAUACGGGAAAUAUGAUUACACAUUUUAUUUUGGAGGAACUGCUAUUUUGGUCGGGGGAACAAUUUUGCUGGCAGGAAAUAUACGUAACACCGUGACCAAACGGCAGAAGAAAGGACAAAUACAAACCAAAGACUCUUGAUAAUGGCUUUUUUAGUUGGGUGUUUACAAGAAAUGAUGAAUGUGGUAUGCGGAAAUGAAAUAAAGAACUGAUGAAUUUGCUAAUCGAUAGUGCAAUAGUUUUAUGUUCAUCAUAUUUUAAAUAGUGCAAACAUAGUAAUUACAAAUUGAGCUAAGCGAAUCGCCCUUUAAACAAGGGUGUAUGAAAUGUUCACACAGCUAAACAGAAUGGUAUUUUUACUAGAAAUAUGUCAGCAAUCCUUCUAGUUCCUCCUGCCUCGUCUUCUUUUCCCGUUGAAAACAUUUGUCUAGUUCUCGAAGAGUCGAGCUCUUGAAGCUCAGAGCAAUUGUUCAAAAGCCUCCUGAUAAUAAUUAAACUGAACAGAACUGUGAUAAAUUUACCAAAUGAUUUAAACAAUAAAAAUACAUAUUUUA